GCACCCAAUUAAUAUAUUGUUUUUCUUAUUAAAAUGGAUGGGCUUAAGUAUAGGUUAGAAGAGAUGAGGAGAUUAACGGAAAUACCACGAUCUUCACACCCCAAAAUACAAAAGGUAGCAAAUGAUCUUCGAGAACGAAUGGACUAUAGGAGCCAUUAUCUUCCCAAGGUAGUAUCAAUGGGCCCUAUCCAUAAUGGUAACCCAGAACUGCAGAUAGGAGAGCAGUACAAGCUUAUUUGGGCACAAAAGUACAUUGAAAGUACAGGAGAGAAUAUAGAACAACUAUACAAGCAGGUAGCGGACAAACUUGAUGAUCUCAAGAGUUGUUUUGCCAACAAUGUUUUAAACAGGGCCAGCAAUACUAUUGGUAACUUCAGUAGCUUGGACGAUAAGUUAACAUGGAUGUUGUUUGUGGAUGGAUGUUCUUUGCUGCAUAUCCUUGUGACCAAAGGCAGCGAUAUUUUAGAUUUGGGUGAGGAAACGAUUAUAAACCUUGUGAUUAGGGAUGUGCUUUUAUUGGAGAACCAAUUGCCGUUCAUGUUGUUGGGCUUGUUAUGUAGACAACACAACCUUUUGAUGAAAAUAACGAAAGACUUUCUAAUCUCAAAUUACUUUCUCCGAGGUUUCACUAUACAAUCGAUAAUGAUAUUCCAGCGUGUAGCGCCUACUCAUCUUCUUGAUCUUUUUCGCACACUGUUGUUGCCGGACCGUACUCUUAUACACCAGAAUGUGCAAUUCAUGGCAAGUUAUUACAUGGACCUAAAUGAUAGAGAAUUCGCAAGCUACACGAACAUACAGGAGCUGAGAUCGAACGGUAUUAGAAUAAAAUCAAACAAGAAAAGCGAACUAACCGACAUGUCUUUCUCCCACGGCUGGCUUAAUGGAGAAUUGAAACUUCCUAGGAUUGUUUUGGACGAUUUCACAAUUCCUAUCUUCCUUAACUUGAUAGCAUACGAAAGAUGUCCAGAUUUUAAUGCCAAGUACGGGAUGGGAUCUUUUCUGGCAUUCUUAAACUCAUUAGUCCGCGAACCAGAAGAUGUAAAAGUUUUAAGAUCAGCAGGGGUUUUAUACCGUACCUAUGGAUCUGAUGAAGAAUUGGUUAAGCUAGUCCAUUUUCUAGCGGGAGGUAUAAUGUCACACAAAGAUACAUAUGCACAUAUUUUUGUAGAAAUGAACAAGCAUAUCACGAAUAAAUGGAAGGUUAACACUGUACAUUUUCUAAAAUAUAUCCGCCACGCUUGGACUAGCUUUGCAAUCCAUGCUACCGAGCUCGCACUUGCUCUUACCUUUAUCCAAACCUGGUUUACUAUUCACCCUGCAAAAUCUAACUAAUUACUAUCGUUCUAUUUUCUGAUGCAUUAUAUAUAUUGAAGCUAGCAUGGCCAGCAUUUUCUGCAAUAUGGCCUCAAUAAAUACCAGUUGUAUCUCUUCUCGGAGACUAUUUUAUCACCUUUUUACACUCCGUUUGUGUUAAGUUAUAAUAAUUGUAUUAAAAUGUACUUGUUCAUUCUAUUGUGUGUGUAUCAUAACCAUUAUUAAUGGUG
Vicia villosa (hairy vetch) is the source of this 1544-nucleotide messenger RNA. Its product is annotated as UPF0481 protein At3g47200-like. NCBI's taxonomy places the organism in Eukaryota, Viridiplantae, Streptophyta, Magnoliopsida, Fabales, Fabaceae. The transcript is spliced from 2 exons. Bases 34 to 1332 code for a protein of 432 amino acids. The record is from RefSeq and is a predicted model, not a curated record.